AUGUGCUGUCCAGGAUCCAGGUCGAGUGAGGCCAAAAACGCAAGCCUUCUAGCUACACGUUUUUCUGAUUUUACUGGUCGAGUCCAAAUUCGGUAGAAACAAAAAUGCCACGUCGAUAAAAUCAUUCGUUUUACUACCAUCAGCCUUUAUAGACGUUUUACCAAACUCAAGGUAGAACUUUGGAAGGAAUCAGAGAGUACCAAUAUUUAAACCCGUUGCCAUGGCGACUUGUCCACGAUUGGCCACAGCGGCGUAAGUACAAGAAAAACGUCAUCAAAUCUGAAUACGGAUGCAAGAUGCUCCCGCGAACUAGAACAGAGUGAUGCAAAAAAGUGUCGUUGAGGUGAGUGGACACAAGCAGGUGGAUCAAGAGCACAAAACAAACCCGGGAGGAAACCUUGGAGAAGCCUUUUUGUUAACAUCGAAUACAUUUAUUUUAUGAUUCCAUGGAUUUCUGGAUGCCGACAGCCAAGACGUUGCUCCGCGCCGAUUCGUGUGGCCCCAAUCCGAGGCGCGGUGCCCGUGUGGGAAGGUCGGCUCUCGGUUCCCUCCAGGGCGGAAUGAUGGUGCACUGCGCGGGGUGCGAGAGGCCCAUUCUCGAUCGGUUCCUAUUAAAUGUCCUCGACCGUGCAUGGCACGCCAAGUGUGUCCAAUGCUGCGAGUGUAACUGCAACCUGACCGAAAAAUGUUUCUCCAGGGAUGGAAAGCUCUAUUGCAAAAUUGACUUUUUCAGGCGUUUUGGUACGAAAUGUGCGGGCUGCUUGCAGGGCAUUUCGCCCAGCGACCUCGUGCGAAGAGCGCGCAGCAAGGUGUUCCAUCUGAACUGUUUCACGUGCAUGGUGUGCAACAAACAGCUGUCCACGGGAGAGGAGCUCUACGUCAUCGACGAAAACAAAUUUGUGUGUAAAGAGGACUAUACGAGCGCGAGCGCUAUCAAAGAGGUCAAUUUAAAUUCAGUGUCAUCGUGUACGGACCGGAGUUUAUCGCCUGAUCUCCCGGAUGCGAUCCAGGACGACACGAAGGAGACGGACAAUUCCACAUCCUCAGAUAAGGACACUAACAACAACGAGAACGAGGAGCAAAACUCGUGCACGAAGCGGCGGGGCCCGCGCACCACCAUCAAGGCCAAACAGCUCGAGACUCUGAAAGCAGCGUUCGUGGCGACGCCGAAGCCCACGCGACACAUCCGCGAGCAGCUCGCGCAGGAGACAGGCCUCAACAUGCGAGUCAUACAGGUGUGGUUUCAAAAUCGACGGUCUAAAGAACGCAGAAUGAAACAGCUCAGCGUUCUCGGUGCUCGACGACACGCUUUCUUCAGGGGACCACGCAGAAUGAGGCCACUUGGAGGAAGACUAGAGGACCCUGACAUAAUGGGCCCUGGAGGAUACAGCUACUAUGGAGAAUACCAAGGGGACUAUUACGGGCCAGUGGUCAACUAUGAUUUCUUCCCUCACGGACCCCCUUCCUCACAGGCACAGUCUCCAGCCGAGUCCCCGUACCUCCUCAGCUCGGGUUCAGGAGCCCUGGAGGGCGGUCCAGUCUCCGCUCUCCACCCCUCAGACGACCAAAGGUUCACGGACAUGAUCUCUCAUGCGGAUACCCCCAGUCCUGAGCCAGGCAUGACUGGACCUCUCCAUCCUAAUCCACAGGGGGAGGGUGGCUUCACAGGGGGUCCAAGUCCACCCUUCCCCCUGGCCAACAAUACCAGUUACAGCGGCCCCAUGUCCCAUCCUGGUCAAGAGAUGGGGGAGAACACUGUUUGGUAGGACAGCAAGAGGCAGGAAAGACUCUUAACAAAGGAAACAGAGGGAAUUCCAUCCAAACUGGUCUACCUAAGUGCUAAAGGUUACUGAGGGAAGAUUUACUGGCUGGUCAUGGACCAGAAUGAACCAAUAUUUGGACCAUAAACCUGAAAGGUGGAAAGACAUCAAGUGCAAAUGACCCUCUCUUGCGGUUUAGGUUCUACUGUCAAGGAAUGUGUAUUGUCAGUGGUCCUCUUGACCAAUCACAUUGGUUUGAUUCCGUUUCUUGAGUUUAAUACUAUAAUUGCGACAAUAUCUCAGAUGUUUGUCCAAGGGGUUUUCUACUGCAUUUGAUGGUCAGAAGUGAGCUAGAACUUAAAGGUAAAUCCAUUUUCAUUGUUUCGUUGCCGUUAGUUUCUUCCUUUUCUGAGAUCCCGAAGGCUUUAUGUUUUCUGUUCUGUCUUAAAACUGGUCCAUUUGUAACAUAUUUGGUUCAUUCAUUAACUGCUGAAUUGGUUCAUUAAACAUUUCAAUGAACACUCAGUAUACCGGUGUUCUGAUAAAUCUAUGCCUGUCAAAACCCACUUUGCACU
Molecule: messenger RNA, 2335 nt
Organism: Carassius gibelio (silver crucian carp)
Lineage: Eukaryota; Metazoa; Chordata; Actinopteri; Cypriniformes; Cyprinidae
Product: LIM/homeobox protein Lhx5-like
Exons: 6
Coding region: 447-1766 (439 amino acids)
Biological process (GO): regulation of transcription by RNA polymerase II; neuron differentiation
Cellular component (GO): nucleus
Molecular function (GO): DNA-binding transcription factor activity, RNA polymerase II-specific; RNA polymerase II transcription regulatory region sequence-specific DNA binding
Source: RefSeq, a predicted model, not a curated record